UUGAGGGAGGGUAUGACAAGAGUCCCCUGCCACACCUUGUGCCCCUAUGCCCUUUAUACGUGCUGCCAAUACAAGCAGGCUGCACCGUGGCUGGCCCCACAGUAGGCUGGGAAAGGACUGGCCACGGUGACAGCUGCCCCGUGGUGGCCAGCACAAUGAAGUGCUCCUUGCGGGUGUGGUUCCUCUCUGUGGCCUUCCUGCUGGUGUUCAUCAUGUCCCUGCUCUUCACCUACUCACACCACAGCAUGGCCACCUUGCCCUACCUGGACUCGGGGGCCCUGGGUGGAACACACCGGGUGAAGCUGGUGCCAGGCUAUACGGGACUACAGCGCCUUGGCAAGGAGGCGCUUUCGGGGAAAAGCUGCGCCUGCAGCCGCUGCAUGGGUGAUGCCGGCACCUCUGACUGGUUUGACAGCCACUUUGACAGUAACAUCUCACCGGUCUGGACCAGAGAUAACAUGAAUCUCCCCCCGGAUGUCCAGAGGUGGUGGAUGAUGCUGCAACCCCAGUUCAAGUCACACAACACCAACGAGGUGCUGGAGAAGUUGUUCCGGAUCGUGCCUGGCGAGAACCCCUACCGCUUUCGGGACCCUCAACAGUGCCGGCGCUGUGCUGUGGUGGGGAACUCUGGCAACCUCCGGGGCUCUGGCUAUGGGCAAGAUGUGGACGGACAUAACUUUAUCAUGAGGAUGAAUCAGGCACCAACUGUGGGCUUUGAGAAGGAUGUUGGCAGCCGAACAACCCACCAUUUCAUGUACCCCGAGAGUGCCAAGAACCUGCCUGCCAAUGUCAGCUUCGUGUUGGUACCCUUCAAGGCCCUGGACCUCAUGUGGAUUGCCAGUGCCCUCUCUACAGGACAGAUCCGAUUCACCUACGCUCCAGUGAAAUCCUUCCUUCGGGUGGACAAAGAAAAGGUCCAGAUUUACAAUCCAGCCUUCUUCAAGUACAUCCAUGACCGGUGGACAGAGCAUCAUGGACGAUACCCUUCCACGGGGAUGCUGGUGCUCUUGUUUGCGCUACACGUGUGUGAUGAGGUGAACGUGUAUGGGUUCGGGGCUGACAGCCGAGGCAACUGGCACCACUAUUGGGAGAACAACCGGUAUGCGGGCGAGUUCCGGAAGACGGGCGUGCACGACGCCGACUUCGAAGCCCACAUCAUUGACAUGCUGGCCAAGGCCAGUAAGAUCGAGGUCUACCGAGGGAACUGAGCUGCCCACUGCGACAUCAGGACCUGUCAAACCUCGGUCCGGCGAGCACAGGCUGCCGCCCACCAAUCAGACUCUGCACCAUCCCAGCAACCAAUCAGCGUUGCCGUUGGGCGGAGCUUCUCUUUCUCAGCCAAUCAUGCGACUCAAGGAGAACUUCCGGCGCCGCCGUCUCCACCAAUCAUGGCCUUGGGAGGCGGCGGGGCCUCGACCCCCCUCCCCCUCCUCUGCUUUCUUUUCCACCUUUUACGAGGCCAGUGCUGGGCCUGGGCAGGAGUGCCUUGGACUGCUCAUUUCCAGCUUAGGCCCGGAUGGGAGAGUGCAGCCCGCCAAAGAAAUAUGGUCGCGGUGAGACCCUCUCCAGGGCACUCCGUGGCUCACCAGGUAGUAGGGGAUUAGAUUCACUCCCAGCAGGGUGGACCUCCCUAGGGCUUCACUCCUUAACUAGUGUCAGCAAGGGGUAGGAAGCUCCAUCGGGUCACAUGCAAGGUGCUUCUCUCACGUGUGCCCUCACUUCUACUGUCCUGUGUCCCCCCCCCCACUCUUCCUCCUUCUCAGCGUCUGACCUUUGGCCCUGGGCUUUCUUUCCAGCUCACCUGUUGAUCUGGAGACAAAAUGACCCUGCUGCUCACACGCUCACACACAUACACAACAGCCCUUAUGUCUUUAGUCCUAAGGCGAGAGCAGCGCAGUGGACAUCAGGCUGGAGAGGAGAGCCCAGCUGCCUGUGCAUGUACCUUUUUCUUUCAUUGUUACCCCAAAGAGGAGCAGGCAGCCUCUUGCUUGGGGGUAGGAAUUGCUUUGGGCUCAUACUUUAGUUACCCUGAAGCUGCCCAACCAAGAUUGCUUGACAAUUCUUUGCAGGCCUUGCAGAUGGCCUGGAGCUUUGCUGGGGAGGAGCGGAUUGGUGGCUGCCAUGCAUGCCUCCUCCUGUCCGCCCUUUAACCUGCUUACUCGCCUGAUCUAACCCACUUUCCUGCUCCUAAAGGGCUGGUGAGUAGAGAGAGUCAGGGGAUACAACUGGAAGCUACUUGCGUGACUCGACCCCAAGUCAAGGUGGAGAUUCAGUGGGCUUCAGGGAAUGUCUCAGGCCAUAGAAAGUACUCCCCCUUCCCUGCAGUGUCCACAUAAAUAUUUUCCAUUCUUCAUAAGUUGACAUUACCAAGCAGCCUCCUAGUUGGGGGACGGUCACCCACAAGGGAUGGUAUUAGAGGGUGGGGAUGAGUCAGCAGUACCCCUAAAAAUUGAGAACUUUUCUUGAAUCUGUUCCUUCCUAGUUCCAAAAGCAGGGGUGGAGAAAAGGGGCUACACUGAGUGGGGCUACGGGAGAACCUCAGGGCUCUAACCAUCUCGCAGAGUCGAGGCACUAGCCAUUCUGUUCUUGCCUGUCUCAUCUCUGCUCUCUCAAGAAGCUGCUGUGAUGAGAAGCUGAAAAACAAUGCAAUCAUGCCAAACAGUAUUGAGAAGAAUAAUUUAUUUUCUCCCUUUCCUCCCUUUCUUUUGUUCAAACCAUUAAUCCCCAUCUGGAAGAGGUAGGUCCCAGCACCCAGAUCCUUUCUUCUAUAGUUAUUUAAACAUUUAAAUUUUUCCUUCCAUUUCUUUUUCUGAAUUAAAAAGAACAAACCCCAUGGAGUCACUCAUCUGUUCGGAGCUGUACUGUCUUAGGUGUAUCUUAGGAGGCACUAUACUGGUAAGGAUAUUUGGGAGAAGAAAGCAAUUCUGAUACUCUCUUACACAUUAACCUAGUUCAUGGGCUCUGCUCUCAGAAGUCUCCCAAAGGACUAUGAGUAUUACGUUUUAAAAAUCAACUUAUUGCACCAGGUGUGGCAGCAGGUGCUUUUAAUCCCAGCAGUUGGGAGGCUGAGGCAGGAAAAUAAGUUAAAGGGCUAAGCUCAGAUACGUGGCAAGUUUAAGGUCAGCCUGGGCUACCUGAGAACCUUUCUCAAAAGAAGAAAAAACAAACAAACAAACCAGCACAGAUCAAUUCACUGUCCCCUCUUCAAUUCCUCUAAAAGAGUGAAAGACUUGGGAAGAAUUCCUGACUCCCCUGAAAUGGCCUUUCGUAAAUGCAGAGCCUCUACUAGAGGGUCAUGUUGGUUCAUCUCAGUAGCCAUAAAGCUGUCCUUUCCCCAUGGAGCGGGUUCCUUUCCGGAGCUCUCCUGUCUGGCAUUUUCUGCUGACUCCAAUCACACUACACGGACCCACAUCUAUCUGCCAGUGCUAACCAGGUGUUGUACAGGAGGAGAGUUCUCUGGGAGAACUGCUGGGCAUAUAGUGCCUCCUUCAGCUCUGCAAUCACUAAGAUAAAUAAUGCUUAAGAAUAAAUGCUUUGAUUUCAGUAGGGUAACUGGAAAACUGGGAAAAUAUGUUGGGUCCGUACCUUAAAUUACUCACUAAAACAGGAGUCAAAAUCCAUCUCAGAACUAAGUUAAAAAAUCCCAACAGGCUGGGGUUGGAGAGAUGGCUCAGUGAUUAAAUCCCAACAGGAAGUAGGUUUUUAAUAUACCGUUACAUCUUAGAUAUCUAACAGUUUUGUAGUUGGAUUUUUUUCAAGCUUUCUGGUUUCCUUUAUUGAAAUGUAAGGCUUUUUAAAAAAAUUCCAGGGGGUUGGGGAUUUAGCUCAG
Messenger RNA from Onychomys torridus (southern grasshopper mouse), 3829 nucleotides. It is a transcript of the gene St3gal2, whose product is annotated as ST3 beta-galactoside alpha-2,3-sialyltransferase 2. Lineage: Eukaryota; Metazoa; Chordata; Mammalia; Rodentia; Cricetidae. The transcript is spliced from 6 exons. The record is from RefSeq and is a predicted model, not a curated record. The coding region runs from base 156 to 1208 and encodes 350 amino acids. Gene Ontology annotation, molecular function: beta-galactoside (CMP) alpha-2,3-sialyltransferase activity.